Messenger RNA from Spodoptera littoralis (African cotton leafworm), 1626 nucleotides. The record is from the annotation of a GenBank genome assembly. Lineage: Eukaryota; Metazoa; Arthropoda; Insecta; Lepidoptera; Noctuidae.
AUGUCUACAUUAUUGAAGAACGUAACCAAUUGCAUCUGGCAUGCUUUUGACUCGUUGCAAAGCAAAGAUGUCGUUCAUAAGUCGAAAUUAAAGGUGCUAACAGCAAAUAUUGGGACCUUACUGGACCUCUAUGGAGUAGAAAAGGGGCUUGAUCACUUCAAAUCAUCACAAGAACUUACCUUCGAUGAGUUCCGUUACUACCUGCAGCGUGAGGUCUUCAGCUCCCUGCCGAAGACUGCUACUUUACCAAUAGUCAGGGACUAUGAGAAGAAGAUCAGCGAGGUAUGUUGGCUGGUUUGCCGUAAAAGUCUACUAGGACGAGAUAAGAGCGUGUUUAGCGAUGACUCCGUGUUCAAGCUGUUCAGGAUCUUCUGCCUGCUCGGAGACUUGGUGCAAGAUGCUGAUGACUCCAAGCAUUAUAUGGUGGUACUCCAACCAUCAGAAGCGGGAAUAGUGGCAGAACAGUUAGUACAUUGCCUUGGACUCCGAUGGGAUACAGCUGACUGGGAGGCUCUUGGCUCUUCUAUAGGACACUUCAAAUGGGCAGCUUUCCUUGCCGUGUUGGAAGCUAAAUACUGUGGAGACCAACAGGUGCACCCAGAGGCGCUAGUUGAAGCCGUGGAUGAAAUAUACGAUGUCUUUAUUGAAGAUAUUAUUAAGAAGGGUUAUCUAUUCAAACGCGGUUAUCUCCUACCCACAAUGCGGGAGUAUUGGUGCGUCCUCCAGCCAUGUGCUCUCACCUACUACAAGAGUUCGUCACAGAAGGAGCAGUGUGGUCGAGUGCCUAUUGACGAGUACUGCUCAGUAGAAGCAGCUGCAGGGGAAGGCAAGAUACAACGGUUUCAACUCAUCACACCUGAUAGGACAUUUGAAUUUGGGACUCAAGACCAUAAGAGUCGUCUACAAUGGAUAUCAGCUUUGCGCCAAGCGGCGGCAGUAUCAGGUGGAGUAGAAGGCUACCAGCGCCGAGCUCGGGCUAUAAGACGAGGAGCUGGAGCGAGGCGAGAGAGAGAAGUGAGGGAGACACGAGCUCGACUGCAGCACGAGGUGAAGGCCAGACUCGCUGCUGAGGCACAAGCACAGGAACUGGUAGAACUAGCACAGCAGGACAAUAAGAAAUUAGAAGAGCUGAAAAACGCACAAGUAGAACUUGAAAAGCUGUUACAGGAAGAAACUCAAGCUAAACGAGACGAAGAAAUUGUUAGAGCAUUACAAGCUAGAGUAUUAGCAGAAGAAUGGGAGAGACGUGAAGAAUUGGAAAGACUUCAAGAGGAACAGAAUAAAAUGCUAGAAGAAGAAAGAUUGAAACGACAGCAGUUUGAAAAACUACAGGCUGAGAAAGAAACACAAUAUAGAGAAGCAGAAAAGCGUCUAAAGGAGCUAGAAGAAGAGAAACAGCGACUGGACGCUGAACUGAAGGCAGCUCAAGAUAAAAUAUCUAAGACUGAAUACACGGCACAGGCGUUGCAGGUACAACUAAGAGACAUCAACCCAGUAUUCCGUAACGGAGAGAGAGCCCGCCGCGCAUUAUCUUUCGUUCCGACCACAAAGAGUUCUUCCGAUACACUCAUCGACGUCAGAGCCAUACGACAUCUCAAGAUCCUAGAUGAUGAGGAGAAAUUAUGA